This is a messenger RNA of Portunus trituberculatus (swimming crab), 1677 nucleotides long. RefSeq lists its product as uncharacterized. The transcript has 2 exons. The coding region runs from base 300 to 896 and encodes 198 amino acids. The record is from RefSeq and is a predicted model, not a curated record. Lineage: Eukaryota; Metazoa; Arthropoda; Malacostraca; Decapoda; Portunidae.
AGACUCCUUAUUGUGUCAUCUAUCAUGUCUUUAUAUUCUUGAUUGGUCCAUGAAUUUGUUUUUGGUGGCACAUAUGUUACAAUGAUUGUUAACUCUUUAUUGACAAUCAAUUACUUCUCUAACAAGCAAGAAACGAGUGGCAGUACUACCUGCCCAAGAAAAGGCUAAGAUAGCAGGGUCAUCCGAUUGCUCCCUCCUUCAUAGACAUUAGCUUCCUCAGAAAUUGCCAGCCACUGUUAGAUAUACUCUCUUUAAGGGUGGUGGUGUGGAGAAAUCUUGAGGGAAGGCAUGUCUUUCCCAUGUCUUCACCAUCCCCAACAAAACUUCACCAAAGGGAAGACUUACUCAAUCUCAGCCAUCUAGACGAGCUUGUAAAAAACUACAAGUACGUCUUUGUCUCCAGUGGGGCAAUUGGAUGGCGACCCCAGAUCUCAAGAUUGUCUGCUGGCACGUCCCCUGUCUAUGGUGCUUCCUGGCUUUCCACGAUGAGUCGGACACCUACAGUAGUUCACCAGCUCCCUUCCCUUUCUCUCACCCCAAAGGUUUUCACUAGGCUCUCCAAGGUAGUUGCCUUGAAGUUGGUAACAGCAGUGUUGAAUUGCUUCAUGUAUCUGGAUACUUGGGUGGUGGCUGUCCCAUCACCAAAGGAGAAAACCCUAUGUUUGAUGCCAUCCCGAGAGAAGGGGAUGGGGGCAGCCACUGAGGCCACAGAAAGACAGUGUCAUCCUUCAGCCACUGCCAUAGGAGCAGAAGAGUCUGAGAAGGAACUAAUAAUUGGAGAACAUCAUGGGACCCUACCUGGACAGCAGUGUUCACCACCCUUAGAAAAGCAAUACAGGGGAUCCUCGCAAUUCGACAGGGUUAGGGAGGUCUUUCAUCAGUUGAAUCAGCGUUAAUUCAAAUCGUGAAGCAACUUUUCCCAUAGGAUACUUAAGAAUUAGAGGGGAUAGGGACCAACCUCCAGCCUAGACCCCCCCAAUAUAUCACUAUAACCUUUAUAAAACACUAACCUAGACUAAAUCAGUACUUCAUUUACAUGUAACUUUUUAUUAUUAAACACAUUAGGGUGCUGUACAGUACAUUUCUGGAAAUAAAAACACUUGUAUGAUGCAAUGGUCUCACGGUACUUGUCCCUGUUCUUCCAAAUUAUUGAUACUGUUUAUAUAGGGACACCAAUUUACAGUACAACGACACUGUGAACUAUACCUACCUCACACUUUCUUAUAAGCUCAAGCUUAUUAUCUUUGAAAGGCAGGAAGUUAAUUGUGCUUCUUAGGGCUGAGGAACACCUGCUGGUGCGAGAGUGACGCAGAUUAAGUGACGCACAGGCCGCAAGGCUGCCACUCUAAAUUUUCAUUUCUCCCUACCACUCGCGCACAUUUCCUCCUCUACUUUCACCUACCACUUGUGCACAUUUUCCCCUAUUUUCACCUCGGCCAAUCCCAAAAUUCCUUUUUGUACAUGCAUAUAUUAUUGUGUGAAAAUAGACAUACUUAUACUUUUUGCAGUUUUAUUCUUUUACUACAAAAGAAAUAAAAAAACUUUCUGGUAUUGAAAAAUUUACUUUUCUUCGGUAUAUUAUCAUGUCAGACUGGACAAUGUACGUGGGAACAAGCAAUCGAGUCUCGAGUCUCGUCCUAAUGGAGCGGCUCGCCACAUUGCACCAUACUCCCACAU